Molecule: messenger RNA, 2167 nt
Organism: Procambarus clarkii (red swamp crayfish)
Lineage: Eukaryota; Metazoa; Arthropoda; Malacostraca; Decapoda; Cambaridae
Gene: dock
Product: SH2/SH3 adaptor protein dock
Biological process (GO): cell migration; signal transduction
Molecular function (GO): receptor tyrosine kinase binding; signaling adaptor activity
Source: RefSeq, a predicted model, not a curated record
GCUUUAUGUAUGAUUUAGCACUAUAUAACAUGCAUACCUUGUGUACUGUAUAUAGAACAAGCAGAGAGAACAUUAUGGUGGUUCAGUGAUGUGUAAUCCAAGCAGUGAUGAACUUCAUUGUGUUGGUCACUGGAUGUGAAGAUCCCAAACACCUGGAGAAGAAGUGACUGUUGUGUUGAAGAGAUACUCUAUUGGUAAAACUUAAUAUGAAAGUGUAAAAUAGAAUAACUAUAAAACUAAAAUCAAUUAAUAAAAUUAAAAGAAAACUCGAAUAUUACAAGACAAAAAUGCUGGCUUCAGUAAUCCAUAAUAGAGGUACAUAUCUAGAAAAUCUAAUGUUGAAUAAUGAUGAAUGAUGUAGGCAGUAAGUGUGGCUUGUCAUUGCAGGUGUUGAGUUUUUUAAAUAAAGAAAAGACAGACAGGUCACAGCAUUUACCGGUGCGUUAUUGGAAAGGCAGAGAGGAUGUGAGUGUGGAAAAGAUAGUGACAAUUGUGCCAAUAUUCUAGCACCACACCCAUCAUCAGAGCAAGUAAACUAGUUAACCAGGCAGGGGUAGAGAGCCAGCACAGGGGCCAUCCCCGGGGCACUGGUGGGCAGGGCUGAAGACGGGUGGUGGCCCGGCUUAUGCCACCUCUUGGGAUGCCAGUGUUGGUGUGUGACAGCAUGUGGACCAUAGCCUAGAAGCUCAAGUGGUCAGUGGUGUGUCCUCGUGCCCUUACCUCCUUCACCUGCUCGUCCUGUAGCUAUUGUAUGGCCGCAGUCAUGAAUUUCCUACCAGAUAUAAAGAAGCGUGUUAAGAAAGGUGGUGGGAGCCGCACCCUGCCGUCCACGGGAGGAACACCAACACGAGGGGUUGACAGUCCCGGUGGAGUCCGGGGCAACACACCCAUCGAUCCAUCUGAAGCCAUUGGUUGGGCUGUAGUCAAAUACAACUAUCAAGCUCAGCAGAUGGAUGAACUUUCUCUAGUUAAAGGUACAAGGGUACUAAUCCUUGAGAAGAGUAACGAUGGAUGGUGGCGAGGUCAUUACAAUAACCUGGUUGGGUGGUUCCCUUCUAAUUACACCACAGAAGAACCCACAGAGGAGGACCACACGUACACUAUGGCAGAAAACGUGCUUGAUGUUGUUGUUGCGCUAUAUUCUUUUACUGCACAAAAUGAACACGAAUUAACAUUCACGAAAGGAGAAAGGAUGGAAGUUCUGGAUCGACCGCCAUCUGAUCCAGAAUGGUACAGGGCUCGAAACACUCAAGGCCAGGUUGGUUUGAUUCCGAAGAAUUAUGUUCAAGAGCUUCAUGAAGUGGUAGACACUCGAGCGUCGCGAUCUCGAGAACCGUCUCAGACUCGUCAGCUUCCUCCACCAGGACCCAGUAACAGUGCACAUGCCCCUGCCACUAAUGGUGGUGCUCACAACGCAGAUGCCCAUCUCGCACAGGGUAUGCAAGGCCUUAAUAUGAAUGCUGCAGCACCUACACCACCCGCUCCUGCAAUGCCACCUCCACCUGCAGUAAGUGGUGUUCCUCCAGACAAGAAUCACUUUUCUACUAGAGACUGGUACUAUGGACCUAUCACCCGAGCACAGUGUGAUGACGUCCUCAACCAGCGUGGACAUGACGGAGACUUCCUUAUUAGAGAUUCUGAAACAAAUGUGGGUGAUUUCAGUGUGUCUUUGAAAGCAGCAGGUCGCAACAAGCACUUCAGAGUGCACGUUGAAAAUGGAUUAUAUUGUAUUGGUCAACGAAAAUUCCAAACCUUGGACCAGCUAGUGGAUCAUUACCAGCGGUCACCUAUUUAUACAAGCCAAAAAGGAGAGAAGCUUUACCUAAUCCGGCCGUUGCCUAAACCAUAAGCUCUUAUUAAUACGUAUCUUUAACUAAUAGAUUAUUAUACUUUUCAAAAACUUUGCCGAUAUUGGAAUGAUAACUUCUUAACCUUGGCCCUUUGUGGGAUAAGCAUGUGGGUACCGGGUCUGUCAAGAAGUUUAAGGCAAGGGAAACUGUCCACUUGGCAUUUCAGUUGUUGCUGUUGCCAUAGUAGUUCUUCCGCAGUCAGAUUAAAAAUUUAUGAAUCCAUGUUAUGUUAACCUGUCAAGGCCUUGAUGUUUAAGAUAGUGCAUUUAAUUUACAAGUUUUAUGAAUUAAAUUUUUUAUAGUUCUUUGUUUAUUAA